AUGAAGCUCUUCCUGCCGCUGCUCGCGGCGUCCUCGGCGGCCUGCGCGUGGCUCUACCGCGCUCGCCAGCAGCGUCUGCAGUACGAGGCGUUCGUGCGCGGCCUGGCGCAGCCGCAGCAGUACCGAGGGCUGCCCGUGGUCGUCGUCGUGGACGUCGGGAGCUCCUCGAUCCGCGCCAGCUGCUUCGCGCUCGUGGCCGAGGCCCAGUGGACGCUCAUCCAGGGCUCGCUGCAGCAGCAGCACGUGAGCUCCAUCUACGCCCACGGGGAGGCCGACGCGGCCGUGAUCGCCGCCACGGUGGAGCAGAUUCUGGACCGCACGAUGCGCUUCCUGCGCGCCACGGACCUCGCGCAGAAGCUCGUGGGCGUGGGCUUCAGCACCUUCGCCAUGAACGUGCUGGGCGUCGACGCUAAGGGGAAUAUUGCCACGCCAGUGUACACGUACGCUGGCCGGAGGAAGGCGACGGCGCUGUGGGCGAAGGAGCUGCAGGAGAGGCUGGCGGCCCGUGGAGAGCUGGAGGAGGCCCACAACCGCACAGGAACGGUCAUCCACCCGGCGUACGCGCCCGCCACGUUCCUGCGACUUCACGAAGAAGAAUCCGCCGUGGUCGAGCGUGUCGCCAAGUGGCAGAGCAUCUCGGGCUAUUUGAUUGGCAAGUGGACGACUGCAGCGCAGGAUGGCUGCGUGCCCGUCAGCUUCUCCGAGGCGUCGUGGAUGGGGCUGCUCGACUUCCGACGCAGUCAGUGGGAUGCGAGGCUGCUUGAGCUCGUUGGUAUGGACAGCAGCAAGAUGCCGCCGGUGGUGGACUCCUCCGUCCCGUUCUCGGGACUCAAUUCGACGUAUGCCAAGCGGUGGCCGGAGCUGACGAACGUGCCAUUCUUCCUCGGUGUCUCGGACGGCGCCGCCGCGAACAUUGGAUCCAAGUGCAUCGAUGCAUCGCGAAUCGCGGUGACUAUCGGCACCAGUGCUGCACUUCGCGUGGUGCUGAGCGCAGACGCCAUGAAGAACGCGAAGGUUCCGAAGGGUCUGUGGUGCUACCGUAUUGGAAAAGACCAGGUUCUUCUUGGUGGCGCACUGAGCGACGGUGGCUCGGUGUACAAGUUCUUCCGCGAGUCUCUUCGUCUGAGCGACGAGGGUAUUCCUGUGCUCCGACUCGUUAGUCUCACUCUGUUUGUUCUGUGGCCAGACCUGACUACUCAGCUGGAGAAACUCGCCCCGACGAAGCAUGGUCUUUCCGUUCUACCGUUUUUGAGCGGUGAGCGCUCCCCGGGCUGGCUGGAAAAUGCGACCUGCACUAUCAGUGGCAUCAACAAGUGGACGACUCCCGUCGAGUUCCUGCGUGCUGGCAUGGAGUCGAUUGCGCUGCGUAUCGGCGUGCUCUUUUCUCUUCUUGCAUUCUCUGCCGACCUGGACGCGACGGUUGUCGUAAGCGGGACUGCGCUCACAUCGUCUCGAGUUUGGCGUCAGAUGAUCGCCGACUGUUUGGGAAAGAAGCUCAUUCUCGAGGCUAGCGCUACCGAAACCACCUCGCGAGGUCUCGCGGUGCUCAUCGGAACGUACUUGGGUCUUCACACGCUCAAGGAGUCUGGGUCUUUCCCGGCGGAGACCACGCAGCUGGAAUACUCGCACCCCGAUGCGUCAGCGCACGCGGCCUACCUCGAGGCGCGCCAUGAGCAGGAGUCGCUUUACCGGAAGUUGUACUCGGACAUGUAA
Molecule: messenger RNA, 1713 nt
Organism: Phytophthora sojae
Lineage: Eukaryota; Oomycota; Peronosporomycetes; Peronosporales; Peronosporaceae
Exons: 6
Coding region: 1-1713 (570 amino acids)
Biological process (GO): carbohydrate metabolic process
Molecular function (GO): kinase activity
Source: RefSeq, a predicted model, not a curated record